AUGACUAGGACUAUGCGGCGUAGGUCAGCUGAUCCUUCGGUACUGGCUGUUCCGACAGCCUCUAUCAUCAUAUCGACGGCUAUCAAUGAGUUCAGGAAAGCGUUCGUUUUCUUCAGUUACAAUCUGGCGGACCUCAUAGAACACUACAAGAAGAACCCGAUGGUGGAGACAUCGGGCACGGUGGUCCAUUUGAAGCAGCCUUUCAACGCUACUAGGAUAAACGCCUCGGGGAUCCAUUCCAGGGUGAAACAGUUACAGAGUGAAAAUGGACCGAAUAGUUUUGGAAAGGCUGGUUUUUGGGAGGAAUUCGAAUCGUUACAGCAACAAGAGUUCAAGCAUUUAUAUCAAAGGAAAGAGGGCGUCAGACCAGAGAAUAGGAAUAAGAAUAGAUACAAGAAUAUAUUACCAUACGUCGACCCGAAGACGCCGGGCGCCGACUACAUCAACGCCAACUACGUGCGAUGGAAGGUCGACGAGAACCUCGGCGCCGAGCUGGGCGGCGAUCCCAGCGGCAAGGUGUACGUCGCGACGCAGGGCUGUCUGCCGUCGACCGUCGCCGAUUUCUGGCAGAUGGUGUGGCAGGAGAACUGCAGGGUCAUCGUGAACAGGCGGCAGGAGGCCAUCCAGCAGGAGAGCCCGCACCAGCCGCCCGGCGCCAUCUUGGUGCACUGUUCGGCCGGCAUCGGCCGCACCGGCACCUUCAUCGUCAUCGACAUGAUCCUGGACCAGCUCAAGAAGCACGUACAACAUCAUAUAGAAACCAUCACUGAAAGAAUGAAGGCUGAACAAAAAUCGAUGCAAUUGGGCAGAGAGUACACGAACAUCCGGUAUAGCGGCGACAUGGCGACCAGCUGCGUCUCACCGACCACGCCCAAUAACAGGACGAGCACAGUGAGCGUCUCCUUUCCCGCCCAAAAUCAAAAUAACGUCGUGUUGCGACAAGAAACGAAAAAACCACCCAGGGCCGUGUCCGAGCUCUCGCUACCAAGACCGCCCGAUGAUUUGGUGAAACCCACCCUGUAUGAGAAUAUUCCAGGCAACCCUGUCUGCCCUACACCCCCACCGCCGCCAAGAAAGGGUUCGUGACUCACGUAAAACCUUCUCUGUAUAUCUCUAACGUUUUUCAAUCAUACUGUGUGUACCUUUUCGAUUCGAUAUAAGGAAUCUGUUGUUGAAAAUAGGCGACUGGACAAGUACCAAAUUUUGAAAUUUCCUAAUUUAGAGGUUACAAAAGAUUUUUUAUCGUAUUCCAACGAUGAAGAUAUUCCUGAUUUUUGAAGGGGAGGCAUUUUGUGUUACGAGGUUGGCUGCAAAAGUGUUAGAUGUGACUGUAGUUGGCGCUACUGAGAAAAAUUUAUUUCUAGGGAUUGUCCAGCAGGGAGAUUCUGUUUCACGAUCGU
This is a messenger RNA of Phaedon cochleariae (mustard beetle), 1400 nucleotides long. The record is from the annotation of a GenBank genome assembly. Lineage: Eukaryota; Metazoa; Arthropoda; Insecta; Coleoptera; Chrysomelidae.